This is a messenger RNA of Ixodes scapularis (black-legged tick), 2079 nucleotides long. It is a transcript of the gene Ufsp2, whose product is annotated as ufm1-specific protease 2. The record is from RefSeq and is a predicted model, not a curated record. Bases 284 to 2041 code for a protein of 585 amino acids. Lineage: Eukaryota; Metazoa; Arthropoda; Arachnida; Ixodida; Ixodidae. The transcript is spliced from 13 exons.
AGUUAACUCUGUGAGUGACGAGGUUGACGGACUGGGGAAUCACGACGGAAAUCACCGAGGCGACCGAGGUCCACUUGGCAGCUGGAAGCACAGGGUUCAGCUGGUUGUGGGAUUUCCGCAGUCCCCUAGCAUGCCAAACUGCUGAGAGUGCCGAAAAUCGCGGGUGCUGCGUUGCUUCCGGACUGCGUUGAGUCGUGUCCCGAGUCGUGACGACCUUUUUCCAUUUGCAUGAUUUGAUCGUGCUCUGUGCUCACGAGCGACAUCGCCAGAGGUUCCAGUCACGAUGUCCGUCUCCUACGACGUGGUGCUCUCGCAGGCUCUCUGUCAGAGGCUCCUGCAGCAGCAGAAGACGGCCAAGGAGCCGAUGCUGGGCUACCUGUUUGGCCGGGUGACCAGCAGCGCCAUCCAGUGCGUGGGGUGCGCCCUGGACAACGAGGGGGUCCUCCUCUCCUUCGGCUACGACCUGGUGGGCGUCUUCUGCGUCUCCUGCUCCCAGCCCGAGGCGCAGGUCUACCAGCUCUGCCAGCCCCUCCUGCUCAAGUACCAGGAGGCGGGCAAGCUGGGCUCUGCGGAGAGCGCGGUGCUGGUGUACACGAGCGCAGCCAACCCGACGGCAGUCUUCACCCGCACUGUAUCCCUGGAGAUGGAGCCCCCCUGCGAGCCACGCUCCGUCUCGGUGCUCAGGGACCUCGGACAGGGGACCGUGACCCUGCGUGCGCGGGCCAGCCUCCUCCUGCCCUUUGAGAUGAACAGCGACCCCAAGUACCUGCGGGAGAAUGUGGAGGUGGCGUGCAAGCGGCUGAAGGAGCGACUGCGGCCCGAGGUCCUGGCCCUCAAGCUGGAGGGCUGUGGCAGCCUGCUCCGUCACAGCUCCCCGGAGAGCACGCUCCAGGACCUGGUGGACCAGUCUGGGGAUGGGGGAGGCAGACGCAGGCGCUCUAAGGAGGCGCAGGACGUCCUCAACUUGGCAGUCCUGGUCCAGUCUACGGGAGACGCCGCUGUGGAGAGCUGCGGCUUGAGCUGCACCCCGGUCAUCCACUACCAGAGGAAGGUGUUCCGCAGCGCGUCGGUGGUGUUGCCCCUGGACGUGGUGUGUGCGGUGGGGCUAGACGAGCCCCCGGCCGGGGUGGUGGACCUGCUGGCUCGGCAGCUGGCCAACCAGCUGGACCAGAUGGCCUGCUGCAUCGCCCGCUUCUCAAGGGCGGAGCAUGCGUGUGCCCCCGAGGCAUUCCACUUCCUCCCGGCGGAGUGCGGCCACUGGACGACCGUCGUCUACCCCGGAGGAGUCUCGGAUGAUGACCUGGUGAGGUGCCGGCGGGAGCUGCACCGGCUGCUGCUGCUGCCCGCGGACCGGCCCCUGUUCCGGCGGGCCAACGUCUACGCCUUUCCCGAAGACCUGGCCGCCGAGCCGUACCUCCGCAACACCCACGUCGGACUCACACCUCCGCCCGGAGGCACGGAGGUGCGCCUUGUGCGUGGCCAGUAUGCGUACCGGCACUACCUGCAGGACCGGAUGGACGACAACGGCUGGGGCUGCGCCUACCGGUCCCUGCAGACCAUCGUGUCCUGGUUCCGGCUGCAAGGGUACACGGACUGCCCCGUGCCCACGCACCGCGAGAUCCAGCAGGCACUGGUUGACGUGGGUGACAAGCCAGCGUCGUUUGUGGGCUCUCGGCAGUGGAUUGGCUCCCAGGAAGUGGGCUACUGCCUCAACAAGCUACUCCAGGUGGAGUCUCGGACCAUGUUUGUGAGCUCGGGAUCGGAACUGCCCACCAAGAGCCGGGAGUUGCUGGCCCACUUUGAAAAUCACGGAACACCAAUCAUGAUCGGUGGCGGCAUGCUGGCACACACCAUCCUUGGCGUGGCGUUCAACGACAAGUCCGGCGAGACACACUACCUUGUCCUGGACCCCCACUACACCGGAGGGGAGGACCUGGCAGUCAUCCAGAACAAGGGCUGGUGCGGCUGGAAGGCAGCCUCCUUCUGGGACCAGAACUCUUUCUACAACUUGUGCCUGCCACAGAGGCCCACGCUCAUCUGACCCCCAGACGCCGUUUAUUAAAGAUAUAUUUUCCCAAA